CCCUCGGCCCGGCCUCUGGGUUAGGUGCCUACCUCAACCGCCCGUCUCCAACGGCACUGCCGGGCUUCCUCCCUCGCCUUGCUAGAAUGACAAACAUCGGAAAUAAACCGGAACUGCUCGCCUUUCAGACCCGAGGAUCCCCGCGUGCCUCGCGAGGUCCAGAGAAUUGCUGUGGCUAAAGGGCAGGCAGCUGCUUAGGCAGACCCCGCGCCGCGAAGGCCCCCUGCUGAAGCUUGGCGGUAACCAUGGAGAUCAGCGCUUCUUCCCUGUGGGGCGCCGGAGAGGGGCUGCUUGAGUGGGAAGGACCCCCGCUGUCCCUUCUGGAUUCUGCCCGGGUCUAUGCGGUGCUGGAGGACUGUGUCGAUCAACUGGCCGUCCUCGGGCACAUCAUGCCAGUUGCGCUGGAGGACAAGAAAGAUGUCUGUGUUGACGGAGAACACGUCGGCGAGAUCCUCGACAAACAGAAGGCUCUGAGCGCCCAGUACCAACAGCUUAUGGAUUCUCGGGCGGAGAGCCAGGCUAAAGUCCCCACCGAGCUCGGCAAGAUCGCCGAAUUCGGCCGGCAGCUGCGGGACACGAGCAUAGAGCUGAAGAGAAACAACCGCCUUUUCAGCAUGGCGGCGCGGCGAGCCGUUUUGCCCACAGACCACCUCAAGAAGGUCCAGGCUGACAGGCAGUACGCAAGCGACGUGAUUGAGGAGACCAUGGAUGAGCUGCUGAUGCUGGGGACCAUCCAGACCCUGCUGAGAGCGGUCAACACAGAGAAGAAAAACAAGCUCCAGCUGCAGGACAUCAUCCUCAG
Messenger RNA from Sphaerodactylus townsendi, 802 nucleotides. RefSeq names its product dynein regulatory complex protein 9-like. Lineage: Eukaryota; Metazoa; Chordata; Lepidosauria; Squamata; Sphaerodactylidae. Gene Ontology annotation, biological process: sperm axoneme assembly; cilium organization. The annotation marks the transcript as partial. The transcript has 4 exons. Gene Ontology annotation, cellular component: sperm flagellum; cytoplasm. The record is from RefSeq and is a predicted model, not a curated record.